GGGGUCAAGCAGCUUUCUGUCCGCAAGGGGUGAGCGGCGACUAGCGGCAGCCUCGGCGAGCUAGCUGCGGUAGAAGACACAGACCUCCCUGGAGUCCUCUGACUCUGAGCCAAAGUGUUGGAUGUUUUUCAGUCAUGAAACGAGUCCCACACCACCGACGGACUUCGCUCUGGUGUGGCCCAAGUUACUAGCAUUGUCCAAGAAAAACACGCAGUGGGAUUCGAACUCGUAACCCGCCGAACAUAAGUGCGUAUCUCUCGGUGAGAUAUUCGGGAGGAGAAACGCCGCCCGCAGCCGUGACACAAUCAGAUAGGAGUCUGUUUUUCCUGCGCGUCAUGUCCCACAGCAUCUACUACUGCUGCAGUUUCACCGUGGGGAGGCAAUGAAAAGUGGACCGUCUGGUUUGUUGACUAUCUUCUCCACGGGACGACGCGUGCUCUCAGUCACACCGCCUGCGCGUUAAGGUAGUCCGGUCCUGUUUUUAAGACUGGUCAAGGGUCCGGCGUAUCCCCGAAACCAUGAAGACCACCGAGGAGACCGAGGGCUUUGAUGGUGAGGCCUCCAACACCUCCAUGAUCUCCGGGGCCAGCAGCCCGUAUCAGCCCACCACCGAGCCCGUCCACUCCCGGAACGUUUUGGCAGGAAUGAGGUGCGAUGUGGAGUACCUCAGGUCAUACUUCGGGAUUUUAAAGGUGGUCGAAGUGAUUUUUUCGCUCAUCGGUUUCAUCUGCAUAGAAACAAUCAUGUCGUGUUCUCUCUGUGAAGGCGUCUACUUCUUUGAGUUUGUCAGCUGCAGUGCCUUCGUGGUGACGGGAGUCUUGCUGCUGCUCUUCAGUCUGAACCUUCAUAUCAAGGUUCCUCAAGUCAACUGGAGCCUCACGGACCUGGUAAACACAGCUGCCAGCACCUUUUUCUUCUUCCUGUCAUCUCUGGUGCUGGCCUGCAUCAAUCACAACACAGGGGCUGAAAUAGCAGCAGUGAUCUUCGGCUUCCUGGUGACAGGUGUGUACAGUUUAAACACCUUCCUGGCUGUACGGAGGUGGCGCCGUGGCAACGGGUGUCAGGGGGUGGCUCAGACCAGCGAGUACAUCCGAGCACGCACGGCCUCUCGUGGAGAAAUGGAGGCACGACCCGAGCUUGCGUGAAAGCUGGAGCAUAACGAGAAACACUAACUGAAGGUUUUCACACCGACAGCUGACCGAGACCGACACAACUGCACCCGUUAGGCGGUGUUGGGCUUUGGGAUUCUACAGCUACUACAUGAUUAUCCCUUUCAUAGCUGAAGAUGAACUCUGUGGGCUUUUCUAGACCAAUCAUCAAGGCUAAACACUCGCAGGUGGACGUAGUGUGAUGGACAACUUUAACGAAGAGCUGCAAAAAAAAAAAAAAGGCUGAUGUGAUUCCAGCUGAUUCUAGUCUUAUCUAAAACGUUUAUGUUUUUGUGUGUAUGAAUAUUGAGUAUUUUAAUUUUCUUUUGUUUCGUCGCUCGGUCUGUGAAAGUUUUUAUCCAUAAAACGGCUUCUCCUAAUUACUUUAGAUGCCAAGGUGGAAGUUUCUUAUAUUGUUAGGCAAACCUUACAAAUAUCAUUUAACUCUUUACCAUAAAUAACAAAUAAGGUCAGAGUUCUGAUGAGUGGGGGAAAAACAUCUAUAUCAUUUGAUAAAAGUAGCAAAACAGGAUAGAAAUCAUAAUAUUUAACCCCAGUUUAUUUCUUUCAACCUUUGCACAAACGAUCCAGCUCUGUAGAUUUUUGCUGUAAAAAAAUGAGAUCAGUAUAGAGGAGAGACAAGUCUCAAGAGAUCUGUGCGUGUGUAACAAGAUUUGUGUGUGUUUCUAGAUCUGUGUGUGUAGCUAGAUCUAUGAUAUCACACACAGAUCUUUAGUCACUCACAAGUUGUCACAACUCAUGUUACACACACACAAAUCUAGUUACACAUGCACACGUUUUGUUGCACACACACACACAAAUCUAGUUACACAUGCACACAUUUUGUUGCACACACACACACAAAUCUAGUUACACAUGCACACAUUUUGUUGCACACACACACACAAAUCUAGUUACACAUGCACACAUUUUGUUGCACACACACACACAAAUCUAGUUACACAUGCACACAUUUUGUUGCACACACACACAAAUCUAGUUACACAUGCACACAUUUUGUUGCACACACACACAAAUCUAGUUACACAUGCACACAUUUUGUUGCACACACACACAAAUCUAGUUACACAUGCACACAUUUUGUUGCACACACACACACACAAAUCUAGUUACACAUGCACACAUUUUGUUGCACACACACACAAAUCUAGUUACACAUGCACACAUUUUGUUUCACACACACACAAAUCUAGUUACACAUGCACACAUUUUGUUGUACACACACACAAAUCUAGUUACACAUGCACACAUUUUGUUGCACACACACACAAAUCUAGUUACACAUGCACACAUUUUGUUGCACACACACACAAAUCUAGUUACACAUGCACACAUUUUGUUGCACACACACACAAAUCUAGUUACACAUGCACACAUUUUGUUGCACACACACACAAAUCUAGUUACACAUGCACACAUUUUGUUGCACACACACACACACAAAUCUAGUUACACAUGCACACAUUUUGUUGCACACACACACAAAUCUAGUUACACAUGCACACAUUUUGUUGCACACACACACAAAUCUAGUUACACAUGCACACAUUUUGUUGCACACACACACAAAUCUAGUUACAUGCACAUAUUUUUUUAGACUUUUUUCUCCCUGUAGAUUGCCUUGUUCGAGGUUUAAAACUUUUGAUUACAGUACACUCACACGUGCAUCAUUUCAAAAUAACCACGAGCUAGAAGUCAGUGUCGUGGUCUUUUUGCACAUGUUGACUGAAAAUGACUUUAAACUGUAGCCCAGUGCCUAUAACACAUUUCUCAGGUACCGACACCUUGUUUCCUGUUUGUUAGUCAGAAAACAUCUGAAACAAAAUCACCGGAUGCCUCAACCUGAACGCUGCAGCUGAACGUUCCACCUGUGCUAUAGUGCAUUAGAGAAUGAAGGUCAAUAAAUGUUAUGUAAUAAAAUGAAUCUACUCAAGGGUUCAGUGCGUUUUCUAAACCGACUCUUGAGCGCCAUCUCCUGGUCUUUAUUUAACCCCUUUAUACUUUUUUUUUUUUUACUACAGCUGUUAUUUGUUGUAUUUAUUUAAAAACACAGGGCCAGGAAUGUGCUGAGAAAAUUACUACAAAUAAUUAAUAAAUAGCAUAAAAUGUAUAAAAGCGGGCAUUUUUGUGUUUAAAAGUAACCUGGAUUUGUUUAUUCUUAGUUUUCUGGAUGAAACGUGUAUGAGACAAUCAUGUUUGCAGCUUUCAUUAAUAAACUCAUUUUCACUGAUGUUAUAAAACAAUCCUCAGCAACAAAAUCAUACAACUGCUUUAAGUUUUUUUAGGUAUAUGAAGUGACUACACUGUGUAUUUGUAAAAGUUGCAGUGCUUUGUACAACCUUAUGUUGCAGUAAUAUUCUAGAGUCUCUGAGAAGAAAUGGAUUCAUUUCUGUUAUUUUCUGGUUUUGUGCACCUUUUAUAUCCUGAGUCUGUGUGUUUUGGUAAUGAUCACACCAGGAUCUGUGCUGUACAGCAUUGAGCUGGUUAGCUUUUUUAUUUAAAAUAUUCAGAACUUCUUCACAUCCGUUUAUAGAGAAAAACAAAUAAAGACACAUUAUGAAAGUA
This is a messenger RNA of Nothobranchius furzeri (turquoise killifish), 3734 nucleotides long. It is a transcript of the gene cmtm4, whose product is annotated as CKLF-like MARVEL transmembrane domain containing 4. The record is from RefSeq and is a predicted model, not a curated record. NCBI's taxonomy places the organism in Eukaryota, Metazoa, Chordata, Actinopteri, Cyprinodontiformes, Nothobranchiidae. Gene Ontology annotation, cellular component: membrane.